Messenger RNA from Lepidothrix coronata (blue-crowned manakin), 3316 nucleotides. Its product is annotated as transmembrane protein 68-like. Gene Ontology annotation, cellular component: membrane. The coding region runs from base 157 to 1149 and encodes 330 amino acids. The transcript has 7 exons. Gene Ontology annotation, molecular function: acyltransferase activity. Lineage: Eukaryota; Metazoa; Chordata; Aves; Passeriformes; Pipridae. The record is from RefSeq and is a predicted model, not a curated record.
CCGGGAUCGCGUCCUUCGUGCCAGGAAAGGGGGCCCGAGUCCCCCCACACGCCUGCAGAACGAACAUAGUCCCGCCGGCACGGGAGCCAGGCCGGUUCUUGUGCCAAAACAAGGGCUAAACCACGCUGACUUCUAGGAUCUCUCCAGUCGCAGGAAAUGACAGGUGGAAAUGAAUCCUGUAUUGCAGGACCGAUACCUAUGUCCUACUUAACUUGCCUGACUUACAUUCUGCAAGAAUGGACUGGCGUGGAGCAUAUCGGAGAUUAUCUGAGUUAUGCAUUCUACCUUGUAUGGGUGCUUUUUCCACUUGCAGUAGUUUUUAUACUUCCAGGAGUUAUUGUUGCCCUCUUCUACAUUUCCAUUCUCAUUCUUCAUAUUUAUAAAAGGAAGAAUGAACUAAAGGAAGCUUAUUCUCAUGAUGUUUGGAUUGGUGCAAGAGAAAUGUUGGCUACCCUAUGGGAUGGACACGGAAGAAUAUGGCAUGGUUAUGAGCUUCAUGGUGUCAAAAAUAUUCCUGAAGGACCAGGGCUUGUUGUGUUUUAUCAUGGAGCUACUCCUGUUGAUUAUAUCUAUUUCGUGGCUAGACUUCACGUGACAAUGAAGAGACGCUGCUUUGUAGUAGCUGAUCAUUUCGUCUUUAGAUUACCAGGUUUUAAGAUAUUACUUGAUGUACAUGGAGUUUUACCUGGACCGAGAGAAGCUUGUGUCAGUACUCUGAAGGAGGGCCACCUGUUAGCCAUUGCCCCAGGUGGAGUUCGGGAAGCACUCUUUAGUGAUGAGAUGUACACUAUUUUGUGGAGUGAUCGGAAAGGCUUUGCUCAGGUGGCCAUUGAUGCAAAAGUGCCCAUCAUUCCUAUGUUUACACAGAACGUUCGAGAAAGCUUUAGGACAUUAGGAGGAAUAAAAAUAUUGAGGUCACUAUAUGAACGUAUUAGAUUGCCAUUAGUUCCCCUGUAUGGUGGGUUUCCAGUCAAGCUACGUACAUUUAUCGGAGAACCCAUUCCAUAUGAACCAAAUAUGACUGCUGAGGAACUAGCUGCAAAGACAAAAGCAGCAGUCCAAGCUCUAAUAGAAAAACAUCAGAAAAUACCAGGAAAUAUAUUUAGGGCUUUAAUGGAACGAUUUCAAACACAUAAGAAAGAUGAUUAAGGUCUCCUGAACUUAAACUACUAUAAACUACUCUUUAGUUAUAAUAUUCUUAAAGUCACAUUUGCAAAUUAUUAAUUCUUCUAAUAAUAGGUUUUAAAUACUGUCCUAAAGAUACUGCUGUAUAAUUUAAGGUAGAAAUCACUUGCCCUUGCCCUUUCCCCUGUCCAGUAUCAAGCUCAGGAACCCAAACUUCAAAUCAUUCGUAAUGGAGCAAAGUUUAAUUUUUGAUAAAUGCAUUCCUACCUUGAAAGUGUCUGGGUCAUUGUUUUUUGGUUUGUUUUUUUGGAAAGCCUUUGUGUACAUGGUCUGUCCUUUUUUUGGUGCGUUGACAUCUCUCCCACCCCCCUCACCCAGAGAUGGAGUCUUACUGUUUUUAUCCUCAUUACUGUAAGUAGGUUUUUCAGGCCAGAUUAAUGCUGUGCAACACGUAGGAAAACUCUCCGUAGGUUGUUACUCUAACACUGGUGAAAUACAGUCAACCUUUGGCCUGCAGAACCUCUAGCAAUGACUGCAAAACCUGUGCUGGAAAGUGUUUGGUUUUACUGGGUGAGCUCAGAAAGAAUUUGGAGAAGUCAAAAUUGAUUAGAGAACUGCAGUGAUCCAAGGAAGUCUGUUACAGAAACCACUCCAAUGCAGUGAAUGAGAACCCUGCAACACAGCUCCUGUUUCAAGCCAAGCCAUAUUGGAUAUCUGCUGUUCACUAGAGACUUGUCCUGUAUAUUUCUCAUUUAAUCUACAAAUUCUCUUUUGAAAGAAUGAGCCAAGCAUUUAAAUGUCAAGAAGUGGAAAUGGGAGUACUGUUUUGUAAGAUGAGCUCACAAAGGUUUAUUUUGAAGGGAAGAAAAAAUGAUUACAGCACUCUUUAAAAAUAGAAGUUCUUUUGAAAAACAGGAUAGACAUUCCCAAAUAGCCUUUAGAUCUAGUAUGUGGGUAAAGUGUUAAACAUACAUAUUCUUCAAACAGGUAUUUACAUAAGUUAUUAAAUCAGGGUUGAGGUGGAAGUUCUAUAUACUUUCCUUAAGUGAAAACAAUUGAAUCAACAGGAAGGAGUUGCAGGAUUGGGCUAUUGUGCAUUUACAGCAAAUUGUAUUGUUAUAUUUUUUCUGAACUAAAGCCUGUGCUUUUAUUUCCAAUUAGGAAAUAUCAGAAAUAUUUCUUCUGAUUUCCAGCAAGUUUAAUCUACAGUUCUUAAAUUAACAUUUGGGACGGUUUGGGUUUUGGGAUGAGGACAAAUUCCUUAAGGAAAGACAAAAGAGGUUUUUGCUGUAUGACAUCGUCUCCUUUCAAUAUUGUUGGGGCUUGACCUUUUCUUAAAAAACCUCCACGCAUGCCCUCUAAAAAAACCCCAACACCCAAAUUUUGAAGGAACAGUUGUAUUUGAUUUAGUAUUCGUUCCUCUCACCAUUUAAGUACAUACAUUGCUUUAUGCUCCUUUAAAUGUUUAAAUUAGUGACAUUACAUAAGUGCAUGUGGAUGAUGCCCUACGUUAGACACUUUUGCAUAAAGUGAUAUUUUACUAUCAAUUAUGGUUUACAGGAAGCAAAAAGCUUACUUAUGAUAUUUUAUAUCAAAAUCAUUUUAUGUGGUGUUAAUUUUUUUUUAAAGUUUUGGGAAGAAUCAUGUUAUACAAAAGCAAAUGCCUAUUCUAAAGUUUUUUAAAUGACUUUGGUUUCAUUUGAAGGCAGGAUUGUGUUCUUUUUUAUUUAUGGGUAUGUGUUAAAAAAUAUUAACACAGUAUGUCAUAAAAAAUGAUAAUGCAAAAUUCCUGCAUUGGAAUAUAAAUAAAGUAUGACCUUUUUUUUAACUGUCCAACUUGAAGAAAAUGUGCAUCAGUCUAUAUUGUGAACAUCUCAAAGGCAGCUGAACAUAUUUUGUGUUGAGGUUGCAUAUAUAUGUAAAAGAAAACUCAGUCUAAAAGGUUCUGUUAGACAUGAACAGACUUUUUUUAUCAGAGAUUUUGUAAAAUUUAUUUUACUAAAUAUGUGGGCUGUUUGCUGCAAUUUUGUCCCUUUAAGUAUUGAAAGUUGAGUAAAAAAAAAUGAAGGGCAGUAUUGGUACUCUUUUAAGUGUUCAUAUUUGUAUAGGCCUUUCAUAUUUAUUUCUAUAUAUUAAAAAUGUAUAGCAGACACCUUUUGAAUAAAAUUGACAACUGGAAUAGACUUUUGAA